AUGUCUGACCAGGAAGCAAAACCUUCAGCUGAGGACUUGGGGGAUGAGAAGGAAAGAGAAUACAUUAAACUCCAAGUCAUUGGACAGGAGAGCAGUGAGAUCCACUUCAAAGUGAAAGUGACAACGCAUCUCAAGAGGCUCAAAGAAGCAUACUGUCAAACACAGGGAGUGCCAGUAAAUUCAGUCAGAUUUCUCUUUGCAGGACAGAGAAUUGCUGGGAAUCACACUCCAAAAAAACUGGGAAUGAAGGAAGAUGUGAUUGAAGUUCAUCAGGAACAAACAGGGGGACGUUCA
This is a messenger RNA of Lynx canadensis (Canada lynx), 294 nucleotides long. Its product is annotated as small ubiquitin-related modifier 1-like. The annotation marks the transcript as partial. Gene Ontology annotation, biological process: protein sumoylation. The record is from RefSeq and is a predicted model, not a curated record. Gene Ontology annotation, cellular component: nucleus; PML body. Gene Ontology annotation, molecular function: protein tag activity; ubiquitin-like protein ligase binding. Lineage: Eukaryota; Metazoa; Chordata; Mammalia; Carnivora; Felidae. The transcript has a single exon.